GCGAGACGGCGCCAGGCUCAGUGUGUGUUGGCCACCUGGUGAGCGAGGGACGGGGUGUCACUGGACUUUCGGCGCCACACACACCCACACGCACACCCCCCACCUACCCCUCGCAACACACACUAGCAUGCGCCCCUCACUCUCCCGCUCAUAUGAACCUUAACGUGGAAGUACUUGUUUAAAUCUAAUUAAAUUAUUUCUUAUAAAUACUUAAAAUUUUAUCAAACAUUUCCCUUUUACAGUCUUAUUAAAAUUUUUCUUUGCGAUGUAUUAUUUUGCGCUCGUGUUCCCCUAAAUGUGUUCCUGGCGCUCCGUGUGUUGCUGAGUUAGCGUGACACUGUUGCCAGCAGCCUCACAACACGUCAAGUUCGUGUUGUUUACUUCUGCGCGUGUGCGUGUGUGUGCGUAUGUUGUAUCCUGGCCACACGCACACAUGUUUGUUCGCCGCAUCUGCACUGGAUUGUGAGAUGCAGUAGAGCGGCUCAUCUUUUCAUCCCCUCAGCCGCCAUGGCCCACCGCCCCCCAGCUGCUCGCCCCCCGCCACUCCUGCUACUGCUGCUGCUGUCGCUGCUUUGGCCACUGACGGCGGUGAAGGGUGUUACCACAUGGGAGCUGACGGCGGAGGAGCUGCGUGCAGUCUUCAAGGGGAGAGAGACAGUGCCCGUCUACAGUCUUGUGGAGCCUCACUUAGAGUUUCCGGGCGGACAGGAAGGGAACGAGGGGGCAGGCGUGAGAAAGAGGGACAUUAGAGACACUGAGGCCCCUGAGCAACUUGACCCUCAGCCUUUACUCAGACUCCAGGCCCUGGGGAAGACGUUCAAUUUCAAGCUAUACCCGAACCGUGAGCUCGUGUCGCCGCACUUCGCUUUCGUGAGUCGCCACGGGGAACAAGUGGAGGUGCGGGAGUUGGGCGGCGGCGACCUGGACUGCUACUAUCAUGGCGUGGACCAGACGGAGGCCACGUCCCCCAGCGCCGCCACCAUCGCCGUGGAGCUGUGUGGCCGUGUUCGGGGCGUCAUUCACGGGCCCUCUCAGGAAUACAUCAUCGAGCCCCUGCCAACCGAGGUGACCCAUGCAAGGCGGCGACGGAGCCUCAGCGACACGCCCGACGCGCCAGCCCCCACCCACAUCCUCUACGCCAGGGUCACCGCCCCAACAGCCCCAGAAUAUCUGUCGAGGCCGCGGAGAUCCUUCAUGACGGGGCAGGAGGCGAGGGCAGCCAUGGGGGAACGAACCGGCCUGCGCUCUUACUACGACAGUUACGAGCACGUGGUGGACUCGCACCUGAGAUCCGAGUGGGACGACCUGAACCCCGGCAGGAGCUUCGACAGGGAGGAGGCGGGGACGGCGGCGCAGGGAACCAAGGACCUCUAUAUCGAGACAUCCGUGUUUGUGGACCGUGACCUGUACCGCCACAUGCUGGAGAACUUCCCCAAGGACACGGAGGAGCAGGUGCUGAAGGUGGUGCUGGCCAUGGUGAACGCGGUACAACUCCUGUACAACGAUGAGUCGCUGGGCUACCGCGUCAAGUUCGUGCUGAAGCGCCUGGAAAUCUUGUACACGGACCCGCCAGGCCUCUACCGCCCCUAUGACAUCGAUCAGUUCCUCACCAACUUCUGUCUGUGGCAACGAGGCGAGAACCCAGCGAGGGAUGGCGACGCGCUGCACUGGGACCACGCGCUCAUCCUGACGGGGCUGGAUGUGUUCACCAUCACCCCGGACGGGAAAGUGAACGCGCAGGUUGUCGGCCUGGCUCCCGUGGCCGGCAUGUGCACUCGUUCCAGCUCUUGCACAGUGAACGAGGGCCGCCACUUCGAGUCUGUCUACGUCAUGGCACACGAGAUUGGCCACAACCUAGGUAUGCGGCACGACGGCCUCCAGGCUGGUAAUAACUGCGACCCUGGGAGGUAUAUUAUGUCCCCCACGCUCGGUUCUGGCAAGAUUACCUGGUCCUCCUGCUCCAGACGCUACCUCGACGCCUUCCUUAAGUCCUCGCAGGCAUCGUGUCUCAUGGACGCUGCCGAGGCUGAAGACUCUCACCUGGACCACGAUGCUGACUCCCUGCCCGGCCAGCGCUUCCCAGUCAACCAGCAGUGCAUGCUGAAACACGGGGCGGGGAGCUACCACGCGUCCUCCCAGAAACUGGAGGACAUCUGUGAGGACCUGCACUGCCGCCGCGACCACUACACCUGGACCUCCCACCCAGCGCUGGAGGGCACCACCUGCGGACAUCGACAGUGGUGCCGCCGAGGGAAGUGCGUGGAGGACAGCAACGCCCCUGGACUCUCGCAGGAGCUACUCAUGUCCUCGUCCUCCACUGGCAAUGGCCUCGGGUCUGGGGAUCGCGGCGGGGGGGCGGGAGGGGAGUGGGGACCGUGGUCUGAAUGUCGGUCAUCUUGCCUCUACGGCGUCGACGGGGCCUUGUCCUCUGGGAGUUCCGGUCUAGCGUUGUCCGAGAGGCGAUGCAGGACCUGCCGGGAGGAGUACCGCUACAGGAUAUGUUCGGCCGUCGAGGAGUGCGGGACGGGACAGCGAAGAACAGUGCAGGACUUCGCCCACGACAUCUGCCGAAGCCGCUCUCGAUCCAUGCCUCUCCUGACGGGCCUGGCAAAGCGAGUGCCGCUGAGAGGUCCUACACAGUGCGAGGUGGAGUGCGAGACGACGGGCCACGGGGUGCAGUCGUCUGACAGGAGUUUCCCCGACGGUACUGUGUGUCAGUCCGCCUCAAACUUCCCUGCCUUCUGCGUCGCCGGCGUGUGUACGGAGUUCCGCUGUGAGCCAGACGCCCUUUACGGUGCUGACCCCGUCACAUGCCGGCCGGACAUGGGCGCCCCGGACCCACACCGCCCCCUGGGUCCCAACCCACGCCCACCCGCCUUCACCACCACCCGCCAUCCCGCCACCUCCACCUUCACCUCAGGAGACCGCCAGUGGGGGGCGUGGAGACCCGCCUCCAACUGCCGCUUCAGCUGCCUCACGCCGGCCAUGGGCAUCCAGUUGGUGAGUCGCAAGUGUCUGGGCCGAGGCUGCUACGGCGUCAAUAGAAACAUCCAGGUGUGCUCCCCCGGCAGACAGCACGACUGUGACAGGAUGCAGACGCCCUUUGAGUACGCGAGCGAUGUGUGCCGCCGCUUCAAGGCCAGUGUCAGCAAACUUUCCGGGGUGGGCAUGCAGCUGGCCAGCACGCAAGAUGACCCCGAUCGGUCGUGCACGGUGGCCUGCCAGGACGCCGAGCUCGACUACCGCUUCUAUCGCGUCAAGGGGCGGGACGGCUGGUUCCCCUUCGGCACCGAGUGUUCCCGGGAGCAGCAUGGGGCGCGGAGCUCCUACUGCCUCAACGGGCGGUGCCUGGAUUUCUCGGAUGAGGGCACGCCCCUCCGGAACACCAUCUACACAGAGUACGAGAAGGGCCGCGCCCUGGACCUGGAGCCCAUCGAGCGCGCCUUUCCCCUGGAGCUACAGCGACGGGAGCCCUACGCCUCCCCCUGGCGGCGGGCGCGACGCGACGUGACUUCCUCCUCCCACGCCAUCGCCAGCACCCUCAGUGAUCGCCAGCUGCUGAGCCUCGUCGACCAGGUCAAUCAAACAAUAACAUCGCGCGAGAGGGCAGUACAAACCGGCGAAUCACCUUCCUCUAUCGACCUCAAGAACCCGCUCUUCGUCAACCAAAUACCACCAGACGCGCCUACCACGGGAGGGGAGGAGGAAGCCGGGGGACGCACCUUCAACAGGAACAGGAAAGUCACUUCUCACACCCUGCAGCCCUACAAGCCUGGAGCCUCGAGCGUGGAGUACCGCUGGCGGGUGCAGGUGUCCCCGUGCUCGGUAACGUGCGGCAGAGGACUGGAGGAGGAGGCUGCAGUGUGCUUCGAGCUGCCGUCAGAAGAGGCAGUUGAGGCGUGGCGCUGCUUCCCGACGCCAGCCCCAAUCGCUGCAGGGUUCAGGGCGUGCUGGGGGACUAAGCGGACAUGCUCAGCGAGGCCCCCAGACGCCGCCUCCACCGUCAUAGGCAGGUGGCUCAUGACGGUACUGCGCGAGGUGACGGACUCGCCGCCCUGACCAUCGCCUGUGUGUAGUUAUAGACUUGGUUGCAUAGAAGCUGUAGUAGAGGAACCCGCGAGGCACUCCUGAACCUCGGGCACGGAACUGUUUGUAUGUGUUUGUAUGUAUGAACGCACGACGGGAUGGUAGGAUGGUGGAUGUUUUGUGUGUGUGUAUGUGUGUGUGUGUGUGUGUGUGUUACGUAGGGAGGGCUGCCGAGUUAGGUGGUGUGAUGGGCGUUGUAACCAUCACCUACAGAGCUAGGUGUACUCAAAUUGACAGUCCAGGCACACAAGUGACACAUGAACCAAUUCAAAAUUAGUAAUCAAAUCAGACCUUGCACUAAAUGAAGGAGGGCUCCCUACCAGGUGUAUGUCAGCGUUCUUUGUUUUAAAGAACAGUGAGGCCUUCUGCAGGAGGCAGCUCAUCUGUUUCCCCCUCGACGCGUUAUCCCCCCCGAUGCAGCCCUUCCCCUCCCCACACCCCUGUUUGCCUCAAGGGGUGGUCUUGGUCUGCCUGGCGUUUUGCAUUCCAUAUCAGUAUGCCCGUGCCCAUCACAAUGAGCUCUCUCUCUCUCUCUCUCUCUCUCUCUCUCUCUCUCUCUCUCUCUCUCUCUCUCUCUCUGCAGUACUCACUAGUAAACAUGAAUCACUGCC
Scylla paramamosain (green mud crab) is the source of this 4697-nucleotide messenger RNA. Its product is annotated as A disintegrin and metalloproteinase with thrombospondin motifs adt-1-like. Gene Ontology annotation, cellular component: extracellular matrix. NCBI's taxonomy places the organism in Eukaryota, Metazoa, Arthropoda, Malacostraca, Decapoda, Portunidae. The record is from RefSeq and is a predicted model, not a curated record. The transcript has 23 exons. Gene Ontology annotation, biological process: extracellular matrix organization; proteolysis. The coding region runs from base 508 to 4059 and encodes 1183 amino acids. Gene Ontology annotation, molecular function: metalloendopeptidase activity.